This is a messenger RNA of Aureobasidium subglaciale EXF-2481, 795 nucleotides long. RefSeq lists its product as uncharacterized. Bases 1 to 795 code for a protein of 264 amino acids. The transcript has a single exon. The record is from RefSeq and is a predicted model, not a curated record. NCBI's taxonomy places the organism in Eukaryota, Fungi, Ascomycota, Dothideomycetes, Dothideales, Saccotheciaceae.
AUGCCUCGACGUAUCGCUCUUCUCGGAGCUACAGGAGCCACCGGCCAACAAGUCCUUCGAAAUCUUUUGACCCAAAAUGUCUCCAUCAACAUCUACGUCCGCUCAAAAGGCAAACUCCUCGAUCUCUUCCCCUCCAUCGACACCAAUCCAAAAGUCCACAUCUACGCUGGCGACAUCUCAGACCAAGACCUCAUAACAUCCCUCCUCACAAAUGUCUCCAUCAUAAUCUUCACACUAGGCUGGAACGAAAACCGGCCCGGCACCCACAUAAUAGAAGACGGUGCUCGCGCUAUCAUCACCUCUCUACAAUCCCUUCAGGACUCUGGAACUCUAAAAACACCACCAAGAUUGCUCCUUUUAUCCUCUUCCACUUGGAAUACUCAUCUCAAUGGCCAAAACCCCAGUCUUUUGGUUCGGAUAAUAAGAACAGCAUUUUACCACCCUUACGCCGAUCUCCUCGCCGGCCAGAGGGUCGUCCAUGCCCACCCAUCCCUCAUCAGAGUAACAUUGGUCCAACCACCCGCUCUAGUAGACCAAACCCCCUCAGGCCACGACCUCAGUGUUGAAAAAGUGGGCGUAGCAACCAGCUACCCAGACCUAGGGAACGCAAUCGUAGAAAUUGCAUUGGAGGAAAGACAUCAAAACCUAGCAAAAGUCCUGGUAUCCAGUAAAAAUGGGUAUGAGUUUGGAAAGUACGCAGGUGUUAUUUUGCCAAAGGUGGUGAAAGGGUUAGCAGCUUCUUUGAUACCUGGGUUUUGGAGUAUUCAUGAUUUUCUGGAGAGGUUUUGGUCGUAA